CGGGCAGGACGGCAAAGGGUCCCUUCAAUGCUCAUCUAUCUAGGCGAGGGCCUGCUCGAUAUGCCCUGAUAAUCUCGUCUCAGCCUGUCUUUUUUCUGCUCGAAUACAUCUUGUUCUUUUCAGUAUCAUCAAAUCUACCAACCUACUUUCCUGAUCUGGAGCACACAACGGCCAAGCGACCGGCUCAACAACGCCAUGAGUAGACCUGCAACCCUCAGCACUUCCUUGCGAUCGGCCAAUGGCUUCCUUUCCUCCUCUCCCCUGGCCCAGGAGUCAAUCUUGAGGGACUUGGCGGAUGCUGAAGGAGAGGAAGAGGAAGAAUGCCACAGGACCAACAAUACUGCUGAUGGAGAUCAAGACUUCGGGCUCGGCCAUGAGCAACACUACUCAAUGGCUGGCUCCUACCGGAGAACCUCCUACGUCGCAUCCGGUCCACGACCACUCUUCCCCUCCGCACAAGCGCCCGAGUCUAGAAGAGCGAACGGACAAGACCGCGAAGCUGCCCUCGCGGAAGAACGAAGCCUGUUGCGGGACAAUCAUUUGAUCCAUCCCAAGCACCCUCGAACCACAAGUACCUUGUCGAAGAAGCCCAGCGGACUAUUGAAAAAGUCGUUUGUGACUGGAUUUGUACCACGGAAGGGCGGCGCUGACGAAGAGUCGGCUGUCGAAGAUGGAGGGCCGAACGAGAACACUUCUCUUCUUGGAAACCCUGCCGAACCAUAUGGAGGCAUAGAUACUCCAGAGAACAUCGACAAAAGAUGGGAAGAAGCAGUUGCAUCGGGAAAGAUCAAGACGACUUGGCAGAGAGAAGCAAUUGUUCUGGCGAGAUAUUCUCGAUCUCUGAUCUUGACCUUCCUCCUUCAAUAUUCCUUGACUGUUACCUCGGUCUUUACCGUGGGUCACAUUGGCAAGCUUGAGCUAGGGGCCGUCUCCCUUGCCAGUAUGACUGCUACUAUCACCGGAUACUCUGUAUAUCAAGGAUUGGCUACUAGUCUUGACACUCUUUGUGCACAGGCAUACGGCUCUGGCAACAAAACUCUUGUCGGACUGCAGCUUCAACGUAUGGUUUACUUCUUGUGGGUUAUCACGAUUCCAAUUGCAAUCAUUUGGGCCGCUGGACCGAGUAUUAUCGGCGCGAUCGUGCCUGAGAAAGCGACUGCCGAGCUAGCAGGACAAUAUCUCCGAGUCCUAAUUAUUGGUGCUCCAGGGUAUGCUGCAUUUGAAGCUGGGAAAAGAUUCGUGCAAGCACAGGGAAUGUUCUCGGCAACCCUUAUCGUGCUUCUGAUUUGCGCACCUCUCAAUGUGUUCUUGCACUGGCUUUUUGUCUGGAGAUUGGGAUUUGGUUUUAUCGGGGCCCCAAUUGCUGUGGUGAUCAUAGAAAACCUCAUGCCGCUCUCCCUGUUCCUCUACGUCCGUUUCUUUGGCGGUAUGGAGUGUUGGGGUGGUUUUAGUAAACUUGCUCUCCGGAACUGGAUGCCCAUGAUCCGCCUUGCCCUCCCUGGUCUGGUCAUGAUCCUCGCCGAGUAUCUGGCCUUUGAGAUCUUGACACUCUCGGCGAGUUGGAUCUCACCAACACACCUUGCAACGCAAAGUGUCCUCAGCACAAUUUCCACCAUUACCUAUCAGAUCCCCUUUCCCAUCAGUAUCGCAGCGAGCACCCGUAUUGCCAACCUGAUUGGUGCCACGCUUUCGGAUGCUGCCAAGGUCAAUGCGAAGGUCUCGUUGUAUGCAGCAUUGUUUGUUGGUAUCUUCAACAUGAUCUUGCUGAGCUCCACUCGCGAGUACAUCCCCAGACUAUUUACCAACGAUGCCGAUGUUAUUGAGCUCACUGCGAAGACACUUCCUUUGAACGCUGCGUUUCAGCUCUUCGACUCUCUUGCAGCUCUGUGUAACGGUAUUUUGCGUGGUUUGGGUCGACAAGAGAUUGGUGGUUAUGUAAAUUUGUUCGCGUACUACGUGAUUGCUAUGCCGAUCUCAUUCGGAACCGGUUUCGGCCUUCACUGGGACCUCUAUGGACUUUGGGCUGGGCCUGCACUUGCACUCGGAAUCGUAGCUGCUGUCGAAGGCUGGUUCAUAUACCAGACUAGCUGGGAGAAGGCUGUCGAAGAAGCACAAGAGAGAAAUGCGAUGAGUUAAGAAAUCGCUUGUAACUGUGUUUCUGCAUUGUACAUGUUGGGCAGACUGGCGUGUACUACAUAGAUGUUCUAAGCAGGUCUCUCACGGGACAAAUGCGAUUGAGCUUUUCAAGGCUAUGUUUCGAUCUUGAAUCACUCUGUGCAUUUCAGCGGGAGCAGAUUGUCCU
This is a messenger RNA of Aureobasidium pullulans EXF-150, 2302 nucleotides long. RefSeq names its product MATE efflux family protein. The record is from RefSeq and is a predicted model, not a curated record. The transcript is spliced from 4 exons. NCBI's taxonomy places the organism in Eukaryota, Fungi, Ascomycota, Dothideomycetes, Dothideales, Saccotheciaceae. Bases 196 to 2136 code for a protein of 646 amino acids. Gene Ontology annotation, cellular component: membrane. Gene Ontology annotation, biological process: xenobiotic detoxification by transmembrane export across the plasma membrane. Gene Ontology annotation, molecular function: xenobiotic transmembrane transporter activity; antiporter activity.